Exophiala oligosperma is the source of this 1536-nucleotide messenger RNA. RefSeq lists its product as uncharacterized. NCBI's taxonomy places the organism in Eukaryota, Fungi, Ascomycota, Eurotiomycetes, Chaetothyriales, Herpotrichiellaceae. Bases 1 to 1536 code for a protein of 511 amino acids. Gene Ontology annotation, molecular function: heme binding; monooxygenase activity; oxidoreductase activity, acting on paired donors, with incorporation or reduction of molecular oxygen. The transcript has 6 exons. The record is from RefSeq and is a predicted model, not a curated record.
AUGUUGUCGCUUGGCUUUUACAACGUUCUUCUCUCGCUGUGCUUUGCUGCGGCAGGGGCGGCGAUACUCUAUUGCGCUACCCGGAUCAUUUAUAACCUCUAUUUUCAUCCUCUGGCCAAGUUCCCGGGGCCCAAGCUCGCCGGCGCGAGCGAGAUUUGGUACAUGACACUCAUUCUCGGGAACGACAGGAUCGGGGGUCGGUGGCCGUUCGAGAUCAACAAGGCCCACGAGCGGUACGGCGACGUGGUACGCAUUGCACCAAACGAACUUUCGUUCCGGACGAUACGAGCCUUCGAGGACAUCUAUGGGUUUCAGCAAAAGAAACCCCAAUUCUUAAAGUCGGCCUUUUACGACAAUCCUGACGAGAUGUCUCCCAUGGGAGCAGAAAGGGACCCGAUCAAACACCGGGAGACGAGGCGUCUGUUCACCCACGCCUUCAGCGCCACGGGACUUCGGGAGCAGAAACCGACCAUCAUCGGAUACGUCGAUUUCCUCAUACAAAAGCUUUCCAAGGAGGGGGCUGGUCCAGAUGGAUGGCUAUUGUGGGUCAGCUUCGACAUCAUCGGCGAGUUGGUGUUUAACGAAUCCUUUCACGCGAUAGAGAGAGGCCAAACGGACUCGAUGAUGCAGAUCCUGGUCAACAUCCUCUAUGCCGGAUCUUUCUUCCAGAUCUUCAAAAGAUUACCCAUCUUGAAACCUCUUGCUCCCUUUCUUCUCCCGUUGAAACAGUUGAUGAAGGAUCGAUCCGACCACCAUCAUUUCACGCACGAACGAAUGCAGCAACGCAUCGACAAUGAGAACCCUCACCCGGACUUUUUCAGUGAUUUGUUGAAAGAUGAAUCCAAAAGACCCUCGUUCGAGUUUCUCCGGACCAACGCAAGCUCGUUGUUGAUUGCCGGCGCCGAAAACCCUGCCAUCACCAUAUCAGCGAUGAUAUACUACCUCUUCACGAGACCCGAAAUGCUCCAAGCGCUACAGAAGGAAAUCCGAGGGGCAUUUCAAAAUGACAAAGACAUCGACACCUACGAUCUGGAGAGUCUCCCACUGAUGUCCGCCAUACUGAAGGAGACGCAACGCCUAUUCUCACCUCUCCCGAUCAGCUUACCUCGAGUCAGCCCUGGUUCGGAGGUCGACGGCCGUUACAUACCAGAAGGAACCGUUGUUUCGUGUCAUCAGUACGCCCUCGCUCACAACCGUGCCUACUUCGCCGACGCUCACGAAUUCCGUCCCGAACGAUUCCUCAACAGGUCCCAUUGGCUUUACGACACCAGAUACGCCAACGACGAUCUGGCCGCGUCCAAGCCUUUCUUGACCGGUCCGCGCAUGUGCAUCGGCAAGCACCUCGCGUACCUGGAGAUGCGCUUGUUGAUAGCCAAGUUGGUUUUCAAUUUCGACUGGGAGAUCCUGCAGACCGUGGGACCGGGCAAGGAGUUGGACUGGAUGCGUGACGUGAGGGCACAGUUUCUCUGGUCGCGCCCGAACAUCAAACUUCGUUUCAUCCCUAGAAAUGUCCCAGAAGGGGUGGGAGCCACCUAG